Messenger RNA from Manihot esculenta (cassava), 698 nucleotides. Its product is annotated as small ubiquitin-related modifier 2. Bases 100 to 564 code for a protein of 154 amino acids. The record is from RefSeq and is a predicted model, not a curated record. Gene Ontology annotation, cellular component: nucleus. The transcript is spliced from 4 exons. NCBI's taxonomy places the organism in Eukaryota, Viridiplantae, Streptophyta, Magnoliopsida, Malpighiales, Euphorbiaceae. Gene Ontology annotation, molecular function: protein tag activity; ubiquitin-like protein ligase binding. Gene Ontology annotation, biological process: protein sumoylation.
CAGAGUAUCUGUGGGCUUAUUUCUAUUGGCAGAAGGCCCUAAGGACCUCACGGAAAGAGUAGAGAGAAGCGAGGGAAAACACUCGCAAGCUGUUUAAAUAUGUCUGCUGCAGCCGGUGGUGGUGGUGGUGGUGGUGGUGGUGGUGGUGGUGGUGGCGCUGGUGUCGGUGCUCCGGAGGAAGACAAGAAGCCUAUGGAUCAGUCCGCUCACAUUAAUCUCAAAGUCAAAGGCCAGCUUAGGGAAUGUGGGUUUGCCAAUGAUGGCUUCUCCAGUGUUGAUCAGCUAUUGUGGUUGCCUUUUACAUCAAUAUUCAAGAUUGGAAUUGUCUUGUUAGAAGCGCAGGAUGGCAAUGAGGUGUUUUUCAGGAUCAAGCGAAGCACCCAGCUGCGCAAGCUAAUGACCGCUUACUGUGACAGACAGUCGGUGGAGUUUAACUCCAUUGCAUUUUUAUUUGAUGGUCGCAGACUGCGAGGAGAACAGACUCCUGAUGAGCUUGAGAUGGAAGAUGGGGAUGAAAUAGAUGCAAUGCUGCACCAAACUGGAGGCGGAAAUGUAUACCCUUGAGUGCUUGUUGAGACCAAAUGGAUACAAAUAUUUUCUUAGUCUAUAUAAAUGCUAAUGUAAAUUAACUUGAAUCUGAUGCAGACGUUAAGAAGUUUUGUGUUUCUAUUUAAAUAUAUUCUGAAGGUUAUACUGUA